AUGAAGCGUUGCUGUUUUUCUUUUCGUCUUUUUUUCACCCCUCGCAUUGUCGAUAGUUGUCUUGGAAGGAGACGCUGCCCACCCAUUCCCUUCGCACCCCCCGCGCCCAUGAGCGACCGGAAGCCAAAUGUGAAGUUCGCGGACAUUAGCGAGGAUAUGCAGAAUGACGCCCUGAUCGUGGCGGCAAAAGCCAUUAAGGAGCACCAGAUGGAAAAGGACAUUGCCGCUCACAUAAAAAAGGAGUUUGAUAAGCGCUACAACCCCACGUGGCAGUGUAUAGCUGGUCGAAACUUUGCUGCCGAUGUUGUGCACGAGAGUAAGCACUUUAUUUACUUUUACGUUGGCCAGAUUUCAAUUCUGUUGUGGAAGACGGGCUGA
This is a messenger RNA of Trypanosoma conorhini, 378 nucleotides long. Its product is annotated as dynein light chain. The record is from RefSeq and is a predicted model, not a curated record. Gene Ontology annotation, molecular function: dynein light intermediate chain binding; dynein intermediate chain binding. Gene Ontology annotation, biological process: microtubule-based process. NCBI's taxonomy places the organism in Eukaryota, Euglenozoa, Kinetoplastea, Trypanosomatida, Trypanosomatidae. The coding region runs from base 1 to 378 and encodes 125 amino acids. Gene Ontology annotation, cellular component: dynein complex. The transcript has a single exon.